AUGAGCUCCAGUCUCGAGGCCAAAAUCGUCGUCCUAGGCGCCCAAGGCGUGGGAAAGACCUCUCUCGUCCAACGUUACGUGAAAAAUGCAUUCAACCCCGCUACAACAGCUUCCACCGUUGGUGCUUCCUUUGUCACAAAACGCGUCCUCGACACCACCUCCGACACCGUCGUGCGCCUGCAGAUCUGGGACACCGCGGGCCAGGAACGCUUCCGUAGCAUUUCCCGUCUCUACUACCGGGGCGCCAACGCCGGCCUGCUCUGCUAUGAUAUCACGGACGAGAACAGCUUCCAGGAAAUGGCCGGUUGGCUAGUCGAGCUGAAAGAGAACCUAGGGGAGGACUCGCCCAUCGUCAUCCACGUCGUCGGCACGAAAUCCGACAUCGUGGCUGACGACCCCAAUCUCCGCAAAGUCCCCUUUGAACGCACCAUUGCCUAUGUUGCUGAGCAACUUUACCCCUCCCAAGCUUCGACACCACCACCCAGUUCCGGCCUGGGAAUGCUCGGUCCCUCCACCUUUGGCACCUCAAACUCCAAUCAUAACCAUAACCAUAAUCAUAACCAAGCCUCCGGCCCUGAAAGCAAGCGGAGCAGCGGCUUCUGGGGCCAGGAUAUCGGAUGGGACUGCUGCCACGAGAUCAGUGCUAAGGAUGGUGAGGGCAUCGAAGAGGUAUUCCGCGUCAUUACGCGGAAACUUGUCGAGCAGCGGAACAAAAAGGUAGAAGCCGAUGCUGCAAAUCGGAACGGCUGGAGUGGUGCUGAACGAAUACCGCCACGUAUGGAGGGCGGCGUGUCCGACGGGCACGGCAGCGUUCGCGGCGGAACGACUGACAAGCGUCGGAGCUGGCUUGGGUUCCCGCCCGGUCUGGUCCUGGGUGAGGAGCCCGUUCAUGUCCAAGUGGGUUCGAUGCAGAAUAAGCAGAGGAGAUGUUGCUGA
This is a messenger RNA of Paracoccidioides brasiliensis Pb18, 936 nucleotides long. RefSeq lists its product as uncharacterized. Gene Ontology annotation, biological process: intracellular protein transport. Bases 1 to 936 code for a protein of 311 amino acids. The transcript has 2 exons. Gene Ontology annotation, cellular component: endomembrane system. Gene Ontology annotation, molecular function: GTPase activity; GTP binding. The record is from RefSeq and is a predicted model, not a curated record.